Liolophura sinensis is the source of this 1365-nucleotide messenger RNA. Its product is annotated as N-acetylneuraminate lyase B-like. The record is from RefSeq and is a predicted model, not a curated record. Gene Ontology annotation, molecular function: lyase activity. NCBI's taxonomy places the organism in Eukaryota, Metazoa, Mollusca, Polyplacophora, Chitonida, Chitonidae. Bases 111 to 1049 code for a protein of 312 amino acids. The transcript has 11 exons.
ACUCUUACAAGGGCAUCGUCCGGCUCUGGGGUCCGCCCAUUCUACCAUUCCUUUCUUUUUCGUAAUUCUCAACGCAGCAGUAUAUCAUAUAAAGUACAGAGCACGGAAACAUGGAGGAAACUUUAAAGAGUGUGUUAGAGUUCGAGGUGAAGGGAGUGUUGGCGGCUCCCGUAACGCCUAUGACGGAGAACUGGGAAAUCAAUUUGGAUGCUGUAAAGGUAUUAGCAGAGAAGAUUGCUGAUGAUGGUAUGACGGGAGUGUUCAUUAGCGGUACGCUGGGUGAAGGUAUCGCUAUGACGUUAGAAGAAAGAAAGCGUGUUACUGAAGCUUGGGUUGCUGCAGCUAAAGGGAGACUUCAGUACGUGGUGGCUCACAUCGGAGCUGGGAACAUGCACGACAGUAUUGAGUUGGCGAAACACGCGGAGAAGGCCGGUGUCUGUGCUAUAUCAUGUGUGUGUCCUACAUACUUCAAGGCUACUUCAGUUGAGGGGCUGAUACUUUACAUGAAACACGUGGCGGCGGCCGUGCCCACUUUACCAUUUUACCUGUAUGAGAUUAACCAAGUUACUGGAAACGUGGUGGACAUCGAAAAGUUCUUCGCCCAGGUCAAAUCGCAAAUUCCAACUCUCCGCGGCAUGAAAUAUUCCAACCUGUAUGUGCCGGCUGGUUAUAAUGUAGCUCAGAUGGAGAACGGCAGAUUCCAGGUCAUGACUGGUACUGACGAGCAAAUGCUUGCAACUGCCUCCUUGGGCCUCACCGUGAACAUCGUGAAUGCACAUGUGGGUUACUUCUCCGUAAAGCUCUUAAAAGCCGUCCAGGAGGGGAACUUAAAGGAAGCUCAGAAGCAACAGGUAAGGCUCCAGAAAUUACGUAACCUGUUGUUUUCUAGAGGUCCUGAUAUUGGAGUGGCUAAGGCGCUGGGCUCUGUCGCGUUUGGGAUUGAGCUGGGCCCAGCUCGACCCCCUGCUGUACCCCUGACUAAGGAAACACGGGAAGAGCUGAGGCGAGAGCUUAAGGCACUAGGAUAUUUUGACUGGAAGAAGGAAUAGCGCAUAGCGGGAGAUAGCAGAGGGUCGGACAAACACUGGAUAGUAUUGUCCACUUAUACAAAGCGAUAAUUUGCGUGUUGUUAUUGAAACCGGAUAGAGGACAAAUCAUUCACAACUAACGAAACUGUUUCAAAAACACAAAGCACGACAAUGAAUGAUUAACACGCCAUUUCCAGAGCGCCACGUAUCAAAUAAAUGUCCAAUAAAGGGACAUAUCGAUAAAUAUUGGGGGGGGGGGGGGAUUGUUUUUGACUGUUUUAUAUUGUUCUUGGCUGUUUAAAACUGUGAAGGUAUUCCACGACAAAUAAAAAUUGUU